AGUUCCUGAACGGAACAUCAUAGUCUAGUAUUUCAUUCUGCACUGCAUAAGGAUUUUAAUGUACAUCUAUUUUAGAUAUUAUUCGUUUAAAUUAUUCUUAUUUUGCAGCUGAGGUGUGAUCCUCCACCAGCAUGUCAGAUAGUGAAGAUAGCAACUUCUCAGGAAAUGAGAGCGAUGGUGGUGAUGAUAAGCAUGGUUCUGAUGAUGGAGAAACUAGCAACAAAAAUGAUAAUAGUGACCAUGAAAGUGACAAAGAAGGCAGUGAUAAGGCAGCUGACAGUGAUGACGAGGAACCAGGCAAUUCAAGAAGGAAGAAUGUGGAUGAUGAAGCAGAGGAAAGUGAUGGAGAUGGAGAGAAGGAUGGUGAUGAAGAGGAACCUGAGGGUGAAGAUCUAAUUGAUGAUGAAGAUGAAUAUGAUGAAGAAGAAGAUGAAGAAGAAGAAACUCGAGUCAGGAAAAAGAAGAGAAAGGGUGCUCUUGGAUUCAUUAUCGAUGAGGCCGAUGUUGACGAUGAGGAUGAUGAAGAUGAUGGAGAAUGGGAAGACGGUGCAGAGGAAAUUAUUGAUAGAAAGUCUACUUAUGAUGCCUCAGAGCGGGAGAUUGAGAGCCACCAAAGGCUUAGGCACAUAUGGGAGAGUCAAAGAGAAGAUGAAAUUGAACAGUACUACAGACAAAAGUUCGGCAAUGUUACCACUGCUGAACGAUAUGGUGAAGGAGAGGAAAUGUCUGAUGAAAUUACACAGCAAGGUAGAUUGCCUGGUGUCAAGGACCCUAACUUGUGGGUUGUCAAGUGCAGGAUGGGGGAAGAGAAGUCUACAGUUGUUCACCUGCUGAGAAAAAUGAUUGCAUUUCAGUUUACUGAAGAACCUCUCCAAAUUAAAUCAGUAGUUGCAAAAGAAGGUCUGAAAGGUUAUAUCUACAUAGAAGCCUAUAAACAAACUCAUGUCAAGCAAGCUAUACAAGGAAUAGGCAACCUUCGAAUGGGUUUCUACAAACAGGAGAUGGUGCCGAUUCGUGAGAUGACAGAUGUCUUAAAAGUCGUUAAAGAGACAGCCAGUCUUAAACCUAAAGCCUGGGUGCGACUCAAGAGAGGUAUUUACAAGGAUGAUUUGGCUCAGGUGGACUUUGUCAAUUCAUCUCAAAAUGAAGUAGAAUUGAAGCUUAUUCCAAGAAUUGAUUACACCAAACCAAGAGGUAUAAUGAGAAAUUCAUCCAAUCAAGAUAACAAAAAGCGUAAAAGACGACCUGUACAGAAACUUUUUGAUGUUGAUGCUAUAAGGAGCAUAGGAGGGGAAGUAACUUCUGAUGGUGACUUCUUGAUGUUUGAGGGUAAUAGAUACAACAGGAAAGGAUUUCUGUUCAAAAUUUUUGCCAUGUCAGCAAUUGUUGCAGAGGGUAUCAAACCUACUUUGGCUGAGCUAGAGAAGUUUGAAGAUCAACCUGAAGGGAUGCAAGUGGAAUUGAUCCCUGAGAAGCAGGAAAGUGAGAUCGCCCACACUAUGGCACCUGGAGACAUUGUGGUUGUGGCAGAGGGGGAGUUGCAGCACCUUCAGGGUAAAGUUAUCAAAGUUGAUGGCAACAAGAUAACCAUUCUACCCAAGCAUGAAGAUCUUAAGGACCCUCUGGAGUUUCCCUACAAUGAGCUGAAAAAGUUUUUCAAAAUGGGCGACCAUGUAAAAGUUAUAUCUGGACGCUAUGAAGGUGACACGGGCCUCAUAGUGCGAGUUGAAGAAAAUAUGAUAGUUUUGUUCUCAGAUCUUACAAUGCAUGAGUUGAAAGUGUUACCAAAGGAUAUUCAGCUGUGUGCAGAUAUGGCAACAGGGGUUGAUUCCCUUGGCCAGUAUCAAUUUGGUGACCUAGUAAUGUUGGACGCACAAACUGUUGGUGCCAUUGUUCGUUUGGAGAAAGAAAACUUCCAAGUCCUGAGCAUGCACAACAAGGUUGUGAAUGUGAAACCGCAGUCUAUUACAAGAAAGAAAGACACCAGAAAUGCUGUAUCAUUGGAUUCUGAAAAUAACAAUGUUCAAGUUCGAGACAUAGUCAAUGUCAUUGAGGGACCACACUCGGGUAGAAGUGGAGAAAUCAAGCAUUUGUAUAGAAAUUUUGCAUUCCUAAAUUCUCGACUUAUGACAGAAAAUGGAGGCUAUUUUGUAUGUAGAACUAGGCACUUGACUCUAGCAGGUGGAGGAAAGCAAAACACAACCCAGGCCUUUAACAGUUUUGCGCCUAUGUCUCCAAGAAUUUCAAGCCCUGCCCAUCCAAGUGGGGGUGGGGGUGAAAGAGGCAGAGGAAGAGGUGGUGGAGCUGGAGUGGGUAGGGGAGGUUUGUCAAAGAGAGACAGAGAAAUCAUUGGUCAAACAGUGCGCAUUAUUCAAGGUCCAUUUAAAGGUUAUAUUGGUAUUGUAAAGGAUGCAACAGAGACCACCGCACGUAUUGAGCUACAUUCAAGCUGUAAAACUAUUUCUGUCGACCGAAGUCGUCUUUCAAACCUUACCGGGGCCAAACCAACAGGCGGCCAGACAUCAACAUAUGGUGGCCGUACUCCCAGCUAUGGUGGCCAGACACCAAUGUAUGGCUCACGUACUCCUAUGUAUGGGUCACAAACACCACUGCAUGAUGGAUCUCGUACACCACAUUAUGGAGGGGCCACACCAUCCCAUGAAUCUGGCGGGAGAACACCUAGUGGAGGAGGUGGAAGUGCUUGGGAUCCCUCGAACGCCAACACGCCUUCCAGAAACAAUGACUUUGACUACAAUUACGAUGACUCUCCCUCACCUGCUGACUUUGGGGCCACCCCUAACCCUGUCACACCUGGUUACCAUCCUGACUCACCCAUGGGUCCAUACACACCACAGACCCCUGGUAGUGCUUAUUCUCCCUACCCUGUUCCAUCUCCUGGUGGAUUUGAAGCACAAAGCCCAGGCUUUGUGGGAACUCCAAGUCCUGCCACUCAGUCUAGCCCUAGCCCAGCAAGCUUUGCUGGUAGCCCUGGAUACAGUCCCAUGACUCCCGGAGCCCCAUUCACACCACAGACGCCUGGGGGUGUCAUGGAAACAAGCUUGACUGAUUGGUACACAACUGAUAUUUUGGUGAAAAUAAAACCCACUCACGAAAACAAUAAACUUAUUUAUCAAACAGGAGUUAUCAAGAGCAUUUCUGGUGGAAUGUGUGCUCUGUAUCUUAUUGAUGAAGAGAAAACUGUAAAUAUAACAUGUGAACAUUUGGAACCAGUUCCUCCAGAAAAAGGUGACAAGGCCAAGAUUAUUGCUGGAGAUGAUAGGGAAGCUACUGGAUCACUAAUGAGUGUAGAUGGCGAUGACGGAGUCUUUAAGUUUGACAGCAAAGAAGGCGACUCAAAGAUUCUUAUGUUACCCAUACAUUACUUGUGUAAAAUGGAUAGUUAAAUUUAUAACAAUGUUUUUUUAUGCUUUAUUUUAAAUUACUGUUAUUAAUUAGCCCAAGAAUUUUUGGACUCUUGAAUGUUUGUUUUGCCACAUCGUCACCAUAAAAUAAUCAUUAUCAUAAACAGUGUACAAAGCAUGUAAGAUGAUGAGAAAAAAAAUGAUUUUUUUGCAUUGUUUGGAGAUUUUACUAAAGCUUCCUGAACUCUAGUGUUGAGCACACUGUACAAAGGUCAGCUCGUUACUCUAUUUGUCAUUUAAAACUUUCUUCAAAGUUUUGACUUUUUGGUCUCUAGUAAUGUCUUUAUUUGUUGGUCUAUAAAUAUAAUUUUAUGCUGACUAAAAUAACUUACUGCAGUUUUUUGAGCAUACCAAAUCAACUAAAUGGUUAACUAUUUUCUAACCUAAACAUUACACCACAAUAAUAAUGAAUAAACAUUUCUGGGAUUUAAAGGUCUCUCACAGCAACACAGGUUUAUUGUGCAUCCCAUUAUUUUCUCAGUAUGUCUCAAAGUAACUUACAUUUCCAUUGUUGUGCCAUUAGCUUACUUACUGUAACACCUACUGUUUGUGAAAUGCUAUUUUUCAUGUGAUUUGAUAAUUGUGUUUCCUAAUAGUUCAGUGAUCAAAUUGUCCUUAUUUCUUUUUUAAAAGUUGAGAUAGUAGGAUUUGCUUAGUGGUCUGAAAUUGUAAAUGUCCAGGGUAGUAGUAGUGAAGGCAUCAGAACUAAGGAAAUCAUUAACUGUUGUUUGAAACUAAAUGAAGACUAG
Messenger RNA from Physella acuta, 4171 nucleotides. Its product is annotated as transcription elongation factor SPT5. Gene Ontology annotation, cellular component: DSIF complex. NCBI's taxonomy places the organism in Eukaryota, Metazoa, Mollusca, Gastropoda, Physidae. The record is from RefSeq and is a predicted model, not a curated record. Gene Ontology annotation, molecular function: mRNA binding; protein binding. Gene Ontology annotation, biological process: transcription elongation-coupled chromatin remodeling; transcription elongation by RNA polymerase II; regulation of DNA-templated transcription elongation.